This is a messenger RNA of Pollicipes pollicipes, 1407 nucleotides long. Its product is annotated as N-fatty-acyl-amino acid synthase/hydrolase PM20D1-like. The transcript is spliced from 2 exons. NCBI's taxonomy places the organism in Eukaryota, Metazoa, Arthropoda, Thecostraca, Pollicipedomorpha, Pollicipedidae. Gene Ontology annotation, molecular function: hydrolase activity, acting on carbon-nitrogen (but not peptide) bonds, in linear amides. The record is from RefSeq and is a predicted model, not a curated record. The coding region runs from base 1 to 1407 and encodes 468 amino acids. Gene Ontology annotation, biological process: lipid metabolic process; amino acid metabolic process.
AUGUGUUACCUGAGCCAGGCGACGCUGGAGGCGUCGGCACUGGGCGGCAGCAAGUACCGUCUGGCGCGCGGCCUGGCCGUGCCCACCGUGUCGCGGGAGGCGGGCGCGCCACCGCGCGAUGCCCUGCUCCGCUACCACCGCCACCUGCGCGACAGCUUCCCGGCCGUGUUCGGCUCGGGGCGCGUCACCGUCGAGGCGGUGAACGAGCUGAGCCUGCUGCUGACGGUGGCCGGCAGCGAGCCCCACCUGACGCCCUACCUGCUGCUCUCGCACAUGGACGUAGUGCCGGCCGUCGAGGAGCACUGGAGCUGGCCGCCGUUCGCCGGCCUCGUCCAGGACGGCUACGUCAUGGGCCGCGGCGCCAUCGACGUCAAGCAGACGACGCACGCCAUCCUGGAGAGCCUGGAGCGGCGGCUGCUGGCCGGCGACCCGCCGCGUCGCUCCUUGCUCAUCGCCUUCGGCCACGACGAGGAGGUGUCGGGGCGACACGGCGCCGCGCGCGUCGCGGCGCUGCUGGAGUCGCGCGGCCAGCGCGUCGCCUUCGUCCUGGACGAGGGCUCGUUCAUUACGCGCGACGUGCGGGGCGUGCGCGCGCCCGUGGCGCACAUGGCCGUCACCGAGAAGGGCUACCUGGACGUCAAGAUGACGGCGCGCGGGCCGGCCGGCCACUCGAGCCUGCCGCCGCCGGGAGCAGAGACAGCCAUUGGGCGGCUGACGCGCGCCGUGGCGCGCCUGCUGCCGAGCCGGCACCCGGUGCGGCUAGCCGGCAGCCCCUCGCUGGAGCAGUUCCGUGCGCUGGCGUCGCUCGCCUCGCCUCUGUUCCGGCUCAUCUACGCCAACAUAGCGCUGCUCGCGCCCGUCUUGGUCUGGGGCCUGAGGAAAAAGCCGGCCUUCCUGCCGCUUUUUCAGACGACGACGGCGGUGACCAUCGUCAAGGGCGGCUACAAGGAAAACGUGGUGCCCGGGGAGGCGACGGCGGUCAUCAAUCACCGCAUCAUGCCGGGCGAGACGAAGGAAGACGUUCUGGAGCGCGACCGCCGCGCCAUCUCGGAUCCCAACGUUCAACUAGAGGUCCUGCACUACAAGGCACCGGCGCUGACGUCGCGGUUCGAUGAAGAGGCGCCCGUGCUCGGUCUGCUCGCUGCAACCGUCCAGCAAAUCCACGGUGAAGAUGUGGGAGCGGCACCCACCGUCCUGGUCGGCAGCACCGACUCCAUCUACUACCAGGGCAUCACAGACACCGUCAUACGGUUCGACCCCAUCGUUUUGUCCAGUAGUGAGGCGAAGAUGAUGUUCCAUGGAAAGGAUGAGAAGAUCUCCAUAGAGAACUACCACAACUGCAUCCAGUUUUAUUACAAGCUGAUGAAAAACCUGGAGUGCCCGGCAGUGAUCAGCAAGCUUCCCUGA